Molecule: messenger RNA, 2492 nt
Organism: Quercus lobata
Lineage: Eukaryota; Viridiplantae; Streptophyta; Magnoliopsida; Fagales; Fagaceae
Product: wall-associated receptor kinase-like 14
Exons: 3
Coding region: 162-2294 (710 amino acids)
Biological process (GO): protein phosphorylation
Molecular function (GO): protein kinase activity; ATP binding
Source: RefSeq, a predicted model, not a curated record
AAGCUAGACUAUCAAGCUCUCCUCCUCAAAAAACAGAGGUCACACUCCACAUGUCAUUCUUAGAGUACAUCUUCAAUAUUUCAAGAACUCCAAUCCUAACACAAACAUAAACUUGUGUCCCUGAAAUCCACUUUUCUUUGUCCAAAACCAAAAACUCUUCCAUGAACAUAACAAAAGUCCCAAUUCUAAUCCUUUUGCCAAUCCUUCUCUUCCCACUACUACUCACAGCCCAAGCUUCCAUUCACUACUGCAAUCGAACAUGUGGCUCCAAAACUCUUCAAUACCCAUUUGGGUUCUCUCCAGGCUGCGAUAUAAGCCUAAACUGCACCAACAGCGCCAUCUAUAUAGGCAAAUUCCCAGUCCAAACCAUAGACUCUGAAAACAUAAUUAUCUCCAUAGCUGCUCAAUGCAACCGUUCCAUUCAAACCCUUCGCCAGCUCUACAGUCCCAACUACGCACCCACGUUUCGAAACGCGAUUCUCUUGCAAAAAUGCUCAGCACCCAUUUCACCUUGUGUGAUUCCAGCCACGCUCGUUCAAACCCACUUCGAGUCUCCGAGUUGUGAUGCUGAUACCAAUAAUAAUAGCACUAUUAACAGCUCGAUCAGUAGCAGCAACUACAACAUAAGCUGCUAUACAGAGAGCCACCCACGUGGUUUUAUCGACUUUGAAAACGUGACCAAGAGGAAUUGCUCGUAUUUUGUGUCGUCGAUAUUUCUCGAGUCUUUGAACAACUCGACUUCCUCGGUGUCUUUGGAGGUUCAGAUUGUUCAGCUUGGUUGGUGGCUUGAGGGGAAUUGCCAGUGUUCUGAGUACGCUAAUUGUACCUCAUCUGUACAGCUACCGGAAACCGGACGGAACGGUUCUAGGUGCAAGUGCAAAGAUGGAUUUGAAGGCGAUGGAUAUCUGGCUGGUUCCGGUUGCCGCAAAGUUUCUUCAGUGUGCAACCCAGAAAAGUACAUGUCUGGCAAAUGUGGAGGAACAACUAGAGUGGCUGUGUUAAUUGGAGGCCUUGCUGCUGGAGCUUCUUUAAUGAUCACUCUGGGUCUAAUAUGCUGUUUUGUUCGGCGGCGCUCCAAAUCAAAAGCCAGACACAGUGCAAAACGCCGUCUAUCUGAAGCUACUGGAAACUGCAGCAUUCCAAUCUAUGACUACAAAGAAAUACAAAAGGCAACAAACAGCUUCUCAGAGAAACAAAGGCUGGGAACUGGAGCCUAUGGAACAGUUUAUGCAGGAAAACUCCACAGUGAUGAGUGGGUUGCCAUCAAAAGGAUCAGACAUAAAGAUACUGACAGCAUUGAGCAAGUCAUGAAUGAGAUCAAGCUUCUUUCAUCUGUCAGCCACCCAAAUCUAGUCCGCCUCUUAGGUUGCUCUAUCGAAUACGGUGAGCAGAUCCUAGUCUAUGAAUUCAUGCCCAAUGGAACUUUAUGUCAGCAUUUACAAAGAGAGAGAGGAGAUGGACUUUCCUGGCAAGUUCGCCUUACCAUUGCUACUGAAACUGCUCAGGCCAUUGCCCAUCUUCACUCUGCUAUUAAGCCUCCAAUAUACCAUAGAGACAUCAAGUCAAGCAACAUACUCCUGGAUAAAAAUUUCCAGUCCAAAGUUGCAGACUUUGGUCUUUCUAGACUUGGUAUGACUGAAACAUCCCACAUUUCAACCGCCCCACAAGGGACUCCAGGAUACCUUGAUCCUCAAUACCAUCAGUGCUUUCAUCUGUCUGAUAAAAGCGAUGUUUAUAGCUUUGGUGUAGUUCUUGUUGAGAUCAUUUCAGCAUUGAAAGUAGUGGACUUCACGCGGCCUCAAGAUGAGGUGAACUUGGCUGCUCUUGCUAUUGACAGGAUAGGAAAGGGACAUUUAGAUGAGAUUAUAGACCCAUUCCUGGAGCCACAUAGGGAUGCUUGGACUCUUUCAUCAGUGCAUAAGGUGGCCGAGCUAGCGUUCAGAUGCCUUGCAUUUCACAGAGACAUGAGGCCAUCAAUGAUGGAAGUGGCUGCUGAAUUAGAAAGAAUCACUCUUAGUAGAUGGGAAACUUUAGAAGAAAAAUAUAGUACAGCUUCAUCAUCAGAGGUAUCUUCUAGCUCUUCUUCAUCUAACAUAAGUGAAAAACCUCUAAGCGUGAUGAUUAAGAAAGCUGGAUUGGAGAGUGGAGAACUGUUUGUGUUGCAGACAGAAGUUGGUAGCAUUAACUCAAUGGAAAGGGUUAGGGAUAAUUCACCAAUUUCUGUGCAAGACCCAUGGUUAAGUGAACAGAGCUCACCUUCAUCAAGCAGUUUGCUAAAUAAUGUAAUUCAGUGACAUUAGAGUUUUUUCUUUUUUUCUUUUUCGGGUGCUUAGUUUCAUCUUAUCUCCUGUCGAUACAGCCAAUAUAUAUAGUUUUCCAGUAUUACAGUUUUGUCAAUUCCUCAUCAUUGUACACUUGUAACUUGUAAGUAUAUGCUUGUGGGCAGUGCUUAAAGAGUUAUGUAAUGUUCUCGUUUUUACUUUUUUAUUUUU